Parnassius mnemosyne (clouded apollo) is the source of this 270-nucleotide messenger RNA. The record is from the annotation of a GenBank genome assembly. NCBI's taxonomy places the organism in Eukaryota, Metazoa, Arthropoda, Insecta, Lepidoptera, Papilionidae.
AUGAUCUGUGCUGACCUGAUCAACGGAGCCAUGAAGCAUAAGCUAAGUGUCAAGGGUCCAGUGCGCAUGCCCACUAAGAUUCUACGCAUUACCACCCGUAAGACACUUUGCGGUGACCUUAAGACACCUUUAAAAACCUGGGAUCACUUCCAGAUGAGGAUCCACAAGCGCGUAAUUGAUUUGCAUUCACCCUGCGAGAUUAUGAAGCAGAUUAUGUCAAUCAACAUCGAAGCAGGUGUGGAAGUUGAGGUCACCAUCGCCGACGCGUAG